Molecule: messenger RNA, 1020 nt
Organism: Camelina sativa (false flax)
Lineage: Eukaryota; Viridiplantae; Streptophyta; Magnoliopsida; Brassicales; Brassicaceae
Product: secretory carrier-associated membrane protein 2-like
Biological process (GO): protein transport
Cellular component (GO): trans-Golgi network membrane; recycling endosome membrane
Source: RefSeq, a predicted model, not a curated record
UCUGGCGCCAUUGAUUUAGUCUUCUCUCUGUGACUACAAAGUACCCAUUCGUUGAAACCAUUUUCUUCCCAUUUUCGAUUUCUGUCAAAAUCCAACGACCUCCACAAUCUCCCAAAAACUCUUUCUUGAGUAAGUUUCUUGAUCUUAAAAAAAAACAAACCAUCUCAAAGAAUGGCACGACAUGAUCCUAAUCCAUUUGCUGAUGAAGAGAUCAAUCCUUUUGCGAAUAAUACAAGUGUUCCUCCUGCGAGCAACUCUCAUCUCAAGCCACUUCCACCGGAACCUUAUGAUCGUGGUGCAACCAUUGAUAUCCCUUUGGAUUCUGGCAAUGAUCUUCGAGCUAAAGAGAUGGAACUUCAGGCUAAGGAGAACGAAUUGAAGCGGAAAGAGCAGGAGCUUAAAAGAAGAGAGGACGCAAUAGCGCGAACUGGGGUUGUCAUUGAAGAGAAGAAUUGGCCGGAGUUUUUCCCCAUAAUUCAUCAUGACAUUCCAAAUGAGACUCCAAUUCAUCUACAGAACCAAUACGUCGCAUUCACCACAUUGUUAGGUUUAGUAGGAUGCCUCUUGUGGAAUAUUGUGGCAGUAACUGUAGCUUGGAUCAACGGAGGAGGUCCUACUAUAUGGCUCCUCUCUAUCAUCUAUUUCAUUGCUGGGGUACCUGGAGCUUAUGUCUUAUGGUACCGUCCUCUUUACCGAGCUACCAGAACUGAUAGUGCCCUGAAGUUUGGAACCUUUUUCUUGUUUUACGUGUUUCACAUCGCGUUCUGCGGCUUUGCUGCAGUUGCUCCACCAGUCAUCUUCCAAGGAAAGUCCCUCACAGGUUUCUUGCCAGCAAUCGAGCUUCUAACUACUAAUGCUGCAGUAGGGAUAAUGUAUUUCAUUGGUGCUGGGUUCUUCUGCAUCGAAACACUUCUCAAUAUCUGGGUCAUUCAGCAAGUAUAUGCAUACUUCCGAGGGAGUGGCAAAGCUGCAGAGAUGAAGCGUGAAGCUACAAAAUCGACCUUGAUGCGUGCACUAUGA